Chrysoperla carnea is the source of this 3948-nucleotide messenger RNA. RefSeq names its product fibroblast growth factor receptor substrate 2. Gene Ontology annotation, cellular component: cytoplasm. NCBI's taxonomy places the organism in Eukaryota, Metazoa, Arthropoda, Insecta, Neuroptera, Chrysopidae. The transcript has 3 exons. Gene Ontology annotation, biological process: cell surface receptor protein tyrosine kinase signaling pathway. The record is from RefSeq and is a predicted model, not a curated record. The coding region runs from base 177 to 1559 and encodes 460 amino acids.
AGUAAUAAAAACAUUAGUAGCAAUCAAAAAUGUUUGUCCUUGAUAGUAACGAGUAGGGGCCUGGUGCAUCAUCGACACUGAUUUAGAUAGAAAUGUCAAACAAUCAUACAUUUCGUUUUAUUUUUUGCUAUAAAUUAGAAUUAUGUUUUACAUGAUAAAUCUAAACACUAAAAACAAUGGGUUGUUGGCACACAAAACAUGAUAUCAACGAUAGACAUCCAAAUAUAUUUAAAGUAAUGAAUGUGGAUGAACAAGGACAAUUAGUAAGUCCUGGUCAAUUAGAAUUAACAGACACCGAAAUGGUUUUAUAUCAAAAGGGUAAAACAUCCACAAAAUGGCCAUUAGCAUACAUCCGACGAUAUGGUUUUGAAUCAGAACUAUUUAGUUUUGAAUGUGGUCGUCGAUGUCCAACUGGGCCUGGUAUAUAUGCAUUUCGAUGUCGACGUGCUGAAUUAUUAUUUAAUUUACUACAAGAGCGUAUCGCAUUUCAACGGACUACCCAACCAGAAGACAAUUCUACUGUACAACAACAUGCUAAUGAAUUUCCUAUUCCAUUAAUAACAUCAGGGCCCGCAGUACCAAUUAGACCAUCGUUACCAGAUACAACGGGGUAUUUAGAACCAUUAACAACCACAAGCAGGGUUAUAACACGCACACAAAGUACAGGAUUUCCACGAUUAAAUUCAAUAUCAAGUAAUGGACCACCAACAAGCCCACCAUUACCGAUCACUCCUCCAUUAGUUUUAUCACCAGAACCUGUGGCAGCACCACCUCCAAUUGAACAUAACAACAACAAAAAAUCAAGUUUAACGCUGGAUCAUUCUUAUUCCAAUACAGUUCUUCCUCCAGUUUUAAACGAACAUGAAAUAAACUCUGGUGGUCAAUAUAUGAAUGUGGAUCAUGUUCCUCCAAUAUCACCAUCACCAAGUAUAACAAGUGAAACAUAUUCACAAUUUACAAGCGAAAUGGUUACUAAUUCACAUUUAUAUAUGAAUAUAACACCUGGUGACUUAAGUCCUGUAUUAACAACACCACCAACUUUGGUAAGCACCAAAUCAAUUGAAUUUAUGACACCAAAUGAAUUACCAACAAUGGUCGCAUCGUUACCAUUACUUGAAGAAGAAGAUCAACGACAUUGUUAUGCAAAUUUAGAAACAGAUGAAAUUGAAGGCCUACGAAAUAGUUUAAAAACAUCCGAUACAAGUAACAAUCUUUUAACGACAACUGUUGUGAAUACACGUGAAGUUGUUUACGCCAUAUUAGACUUAGAAAAUAAUAAAACCAAAGAUGAACAAGCUAUUGUAGCGACACCACAAUCGUCCACACAAAACUUUUUAAGUGUGACAACACCGGACAGUCCAAAUAAGAUUAGAGCAAAAGGUUACACAAUUAUCGAUUUUAAUAAAACAGAAGCGGUCUCACAGAUUGCAAAACCAAAACAGGAUUGUGAAGGUUCACGUAAAACCAGACAUAAUUCGACGAUUAGUGAGCUAGGUGGUGGACAAGGUGCUACAUGUGUACAAGCAACUGCACGUCAUAGUAGCUCGUUAAGUGAUUAAAAAAUAAACAAACACAACGAACUUUUAUUAACUUAUUUAUCACUGAACUCAUUUAUUCAAUUCGAAAUUUAAUCAGGGAUUAAGAGCGCAAAUACACAAAAGAUUAUGUUUAGUCAUUCGCCGAAUGUUUUACGAAACACGCAUGACGAUAGUUUAGUUUUGUACUCUCUGCACACUGGCAAAGCAAAUCAUUUUUGGCAUACAAUUAGUUGUAUUUUCGUUGGGAAUUUCAACUAUUUCCUAAAAAGAUGUUUAAAUUGAAUAUACACUCAAAACCUUAAUCCAGAGUCCGACUGAUAGGUUAGGUUAGAGUGGCUGUCCUGAGGCGGGGCACAAUUAGACCAUAAGGGUCGUUGUGAUACCAAAAAAGGGGUUGAAGGGUUGACCCAUCGCCGACCACUAAUCUAUGAACCAUUUGGAGGUGUUUAAGAACAGUAGGAGUGCUUUGACGUCAACGGAUUUCAGGUCGGAUAAGUCGUUAAAGAAAAGAUGGCUCAAGUGACUCCAACCCCUAAAUAAAUCAUGCGCACCAAAAAUUGAUUUCGCUUAAAUAGCUGAAUAUUCUUACUUACUCUGAUAUAAAUGCGCUGUAAUUAAUCUGAUUAUUAAAACAUUCGAUUCAAUUAAUUAAUUACUGGUGCUUUUUCCCCAAAAUGAGUUCAGUGUUCCGUUUGAUUUAAUAUUUUCAAAUAUUUAUAAAAAUAAGAAAUCAUUGUAAUUAUGGUACUAAAAAUUAAUUAUUAUUUACAAAGUAAUAUGAGAGAAAGGAGAAGCGGAAAAAAAAAUUAUAGGAAUAUUCUCUGUGAUGCUUUAUCAUUUUAUUACUGUACAAAAUUUGUAUGUAGGAUCAAGUUCGUCACAUGUAUCACAAAGGUCAGUAAUUUAAAUAGAAGUGCAUUAAUUAGAUCAAAGAUCUCGAGUACAAAACAAAGAAGUUUUUUUUUUUUUAAUUAGCUUAAAAAUUUCUUUUUGUUACCUACUUUUAAUUAUUCAUGAUUAUAUCGACUCGAUUUUUUUCAUAGAGAUAAUAUCAUAGAGCUGUAUAGACAUAGGAAACCUAAUAAGUGAAUUCUUGACCUCAGUGAGAGAGGUAGAAAGGUACAAAAAUUGUGGGCGUAUAAGAAACAUGAAGACAGCUAUACGCGCCUACUUUAUGUCUUAUCUGUCUCUCUACAGCUUUACACACCUACUUUAUCUUAUCUCUCUCUACUGCGAGCAAUCGUUAGGCAACUACUUUGAAGCUCUAUGGUAUUAUCUCUAUGUUGUUUUUUUUUAUAUUUAAAUCUCUUUGAAAUAUAUAUUAUAUCGCCUAAAGCUCAAACUUUUUAUAUUUUAACUGACUGUUUCUGAUUAACUGCAGGCAGUAGCUUUCAAAUGUUAAUGUGAUUAUAAAAGAUGCCUCAAAAUUAAGUAACAUAUUAAUUGAUUCAUUAUUAAAUAUCAACAGUAAUUUAUAGGCAAUUUUAUUACAGAUAUGAUAUAAAAUCAUACAAAUCUUUCAAUUCACCAAACAUAUAACUUAUUGAGGUUAUAAUAUUAAUUUAAUUAAGAAUAGCAUUUCAUAAAAAAUAUAACUCAUCUGGUUAUAAGAUGGGUGAACUUCGACCUUAUACCGUCUCUUGUAUGAAGGCUAUAUUAUCUGCGGAAUACAAUUCCAUAAAAUGACCAAUGCACUUUCAUUUAAUGAUGUGUUCACUAUCUUUCUUGAGCUUCGGAUCGCGUACUAUUAACAUACACUUUCCUUUUACCUUUAAGAAAACCCCGAAGUAAUUUAAGGACUUUAAUUUUAGUGAAUUUCCACUGUUUUCUAGGUGUUGCAAUUACUUGAUAGUGUAGUCUUUAAUUAAACCUCAAUACUUGAUGAAAAUGGUCUAAAAUUAAUACGAAGAUGUUGUAUAAUUUAAAAUACCACUUAAUUUUGAGACAGUCUUAUAUUUUUAAUUCCUUCGAGUUGCGGAAAGAUCUUGUAAUAUCUACUAAUAAGUGAUUAGUUUUUAAUAUUGACUAGACAUUUUAAUUUAGAAAUUCGAAUGGCAGCUGUAAAACUAGUCGUAGUCUACCGUUUAAAAUCAACUGUGAUAAGUAAACCAAAAACGUCUCAGAAUAUCAAACAAUAUUCAAAAAUCACAAAUCAAUACAAGUACGUUGACUUAAACGAAAUAUUUCAAAGCCAAUGCCGCAUCUAAUAUUUUGAGUUAAAAUGGCAACUUUAAAACAUAAUCGGAUUCUAUAUCGUGCCAAAAAUUGUUGUUCAACAAUUUUGACCUUAUAUUGAUGUCUCUUCGCUUGGUUUUCUUAAAAAAGAAACGCCAUUGUUGCAAAUUUAGACCGAUUGAAGUCACAAUCAGAAUAUUUUAAUCGCAUUAAAAUAGAAUGUCAAGUACUUGAU